GGAGGGAGGAGACAAGGAGGAGUCAGCAGGUUAUAAAAACACCUCCGCUGUUGCUCCAUCACCACCUUCCACGCACUCACUAUCAGGCAAUCUCCCUCCGCCGUCCUCUGCGGCUUGUGAAGCAGCGGGUCAAACAACGACGCCAACACUGGAGCUAUAAAUUUAACAACGGGGGCUCCCGUAUAAAACGCCGCAGCAACCUGACCAAACAGCGCAGUGAUCACUUGCGACUCUCUGAAACGACUUUCUGUUUUGGAGAAGUGUAAAUUGAUAUCCCCCCUAAAGGACCACUGCCGCCGCAUAUCUUCCACACAAAGAAAAAAAAAACCUCCCAAAUCGACCCAAAUAUGGUGCAAAAUAAGAUCACCGAAGUCACUGGAUUCCACCGCUCUUUCAAGGGCCAAAAUCCCUUCGAAUCUGACGACCUUAUGGAUUCGUCAUUUAAUUUUGAUUCCGACCCUAGACAUGACAUGCCCUCCAGCCAGCCUAUCGACAUCCCUGAUGCCAAGAAGAGAAACAAGAAGAAAAAGCGUUGCCGGGCAACUGACAGUUUCUCUGGACGAUUUGAGGAUGUCUACAGGCUGCAUGAAGAGGUGCUAGGAGAGGGGGCUUAUGCCAGAGUGCAAACAUGCUUCAACCUAAUCACCAACAAAGAGUAUGCUGUCAAGAUCAUUGAGAAGAGACCCGGUCACAGCCGUAGCCGUGUCUUCCGAGAGGUUGAGAUGCUCUAUCAGUGCCAGGGCCACAGCAAUAUCCUGGAGCUGGUGGAGUUCUUUGAAGAGGAAGACAAAUUCUACCUGGUGUUUGAAAAGCUUAGAGGAGGGUCGAUCUUGGCACACAUUCACAGGAGACGGCACUUCAGUGAACAGGAAGCCGGUGUUGUUGUGCAGGACAUCGCCAGUGCUCUAGAUUUCCUGCAUAACAAGGGAAUGGCACAUAGAGACCUGAAACCUGAGAACAUUCUCUGUAAGAGUGCAGACAAGAUUUCCCCGGUCAAGAUCUGUGACUUUGACCUGGGCAGUGGGAUCAAGCUGAACAGCGACAGCUCACCCAUCUCCACCCCUGAGCUCCUCACUCCAUGUGGCUCAGCAGAGUACAUGGCACCUGAGGUGGUUGAGGCCUUCAGCGAGGAGGCCACAAUUUACGACAAGCGCUGUGACCUGUGGAGCCUUGGAGUCAUCCUCUACAUCAUGCUGAGUGGCUAUCCACCCUUUGUAGGCCGCUGUGGAGGUGACUGUGGCUGGGAAUUAGGGGAGCCCUGCCACACCUGCCAGAACACACUGUUUGAGAGUAUCCAGGAAGGGAAAUAUGAGUUUCCAGAGAAAGACUGGGCUCACAUCUCCUCAAGUGCCAAAGACCUAAUAUCCAGACUUCUAGUUCGGGAUGCCAAAAACCGCUUGAGUGCCAGGCAGGUGCUACAGCACAUCUGGGUCCAGGGGGGCGCAUCUGACACUUUAUCAACAUCCAUCCUGCAUCAAAGAACCAGCAAUGCCAGGGAUCUGACAUUCUUUGCUGACAAGGCCAUGGCUGUGAACCGGCAGCUGGCUGAACAAGAUGGCAUCGAAGACCAGCAGCAGCAGGAAGCCCCGUUUGUUGUUACCGCUACUGGCUCCUCUGUGCGCCUCUCUCUUCUUUCCAACUCAAAGCUGGCCAGGCGCAGGCAGCAAAACAGCCAACUCAAGGAAGGGGCCGUCUCUGCUGCAGAGCUUCGUCAGCUCUUGGCCCCUCUAGUUAUUAUGGGAGACUGUGCCUGAAUUGUCAAUCGUGACCUCCGACCUUCCGUUAAGAUUAAAGUCCAGAUAUAAGACUACCCGAGACACUUUCUCCCCAAUCCUGGCCCCCCUCUCUCACUCUAGCUGGCCUUGGUUCCUCUGCCAUUCGGGCUCUCUUGCCUCGCUGUAAAGGGAGAUGCUGCUUGCAGCCCUUCCUCUAAAUGCCUUCUUCCCUUCUGCAGCACUUCUGAAGCACAUCAGCCCAAGGUCUGCAUAUAGCAAACACAUGUGCAUGUCAAGGUUGGGGAGGAGGGCCAGUUUAUGAUUUUGGAGAGGGAUGUUUUAUGUUUGUUUUUUCUCAUAAAACUCAGUUUAGAAGAAAGCAGAACACUUAUCUUCGAAACUAAGUUCAGACACCAAAGGACAACCUGUUGUGGCGCUCCCACGUUACAACUGGAUCCACUGUGAAUUAAGUCAUCUGGAAUGUUUUCUUUGCCUGUAUGUGUAUGCAAUGGCCCAUCUGCACAUAGGUACACGCUUAUGCAAUAUGCCAAGAUGAAGGCUGUUCCUGUCUCGAAAGGGAUUCAGGUUAAGGGUUUGGAAGGGGCUGUAAGCCAAUGCUGUCCGUGCCUGGUGCGGUCCAUUAAUAUGGCUGGGGACUUCAAAGCUUUAUGUUUCCCUUAAGAUAAAUUCCUUAACUCUGAGCCUCUUCUGGAUAUAAUUGAGAGACACACACUCAUCUAGCUUGGUAACCACGCACUUAAUGCUCUGAGAGCAAAGAAUGUCUGUAGCCAGCCAUGACUUACUGUUGCACCCAUUCAUACAGUAUAUCACAUGAACAUACAUGCCAAAUUAUCUGUGGCUACAUCUGUUGGUGUUUGAGAUCUGUCAAGUUCAAUGGUAUUGAAUUAAGCUAUUUUACUUUUGUUAUGAUGCAUGGCCACCCCAAAACUAAAUGUCUGAGCUAGCUCUGAAGUAUAUCUGCUAUGUUGGUACAACUUGAUGUUAAAUGGCUAGGCAAGUGAAAUUGGGUCUGUUACUUUCAUUGUAAAGAAUUCAUGAAAUGUCCCCAUGCCAAAACGGAACCUAUUUUUGUUUCUACAAAUUAAUUGAUGCAUUGGCGUUGACCUUGAUUUAUUUUGACGGUAAAGGUUGAAACUCCUUUUUGGGGGUUGAAGAGACACUUUGGGCCAAUGUGACCACGUGUCGUUGUUUGAUUAUCCCCCAAAGAUUCAGUGUUUGUUUUUGACACACUUCAAAAUAUUAAAUUCUCAUUACAAAAUAAGCAGUUGAGAUUUUUCUAAAAAGAAACUUAAAGGAAAAACAUUCCACAAAGAAAAAACUAAGUCUUCCACAAAUAUGUAGCUGUAUUAAGUUUACUUUAUUUUUCAGGUUUGAAAACUGUCAUUGUGCCACACUGAUUCAUUUUUUUUUUUUUGUAUAGUCAUAAGCUCUUACUUUUUUUAUUUUUUAUUUUUUUUCCCCAAUGCAGGUGCCGUUUAGUUCAGGUUAAACACCGGAUGUUUUCCUUUUGUGAUUUUUAAAAAAUUCAGAGUAUGUGGCUUAAUGAGGUGAUAUGGAAAGAGUUUGUUUAGUUGAUCUGGAGCGUUCAUGCCCAGUGAAGGAGAGUUACUUUUUUUUUUUUUUCUUUGAAAGAGUUGGCAAUCUUUUAUUAAGUUAAAGCUCAUUCUGUAGUGGACAGGAAAUGGACAGGUGAUGAUGUCUCACCACACUGUAGCCAUUUCACCAAAGAGGGUUCAAGUUAUGACAUUGAACAUGUGAUCGUCACUUAGCGAGAGGUGGACUUCUGAUUGUCCAUGCCCUGUUGCCAGCAAUGCAGCAACGGUACUCUGGAAAUUGCUCUCUUGGUAUCAUUAUGCUGAUAAAAGGACACUGUACUAGUUCUAAACUUUCUACAGAUGUGUCGUUAUGGGGGUUUUAUGUCUUAUAAUAAGACUUACUUGAAUUUGUAUGCAGCUGUUUCUGCUCCAUUUGGGAAACUGCUUUGCUAUCUCUAAUCUCAAAUCAUUAAGCUGAUCAAGGCAAUCUUGGGGUUUUAAAAAUACCUACAGUUCAGUAUUCUGCCUUCUCCCUGUUGAGCAUCACAUGAGUAAGUUCCUACUUUUUUGAUAGGGUUGGAUACUCAAACGCACAGAUUUUGGCCAUACUCUUUAAUAUCCUUAAUGGAGUUUUCUUGGUCAUGACCAUUUCUACUUUUGUCAAAUGGCAGUAGCUUUUUGGACUGCCUUUUAUUGGGGGGGGGGGGCAAAGUUAUAUCCUUAAGCCUUGCAAUUUUUAUAUUGUAUGUCAUUUUGAAGAAAGUGUUCAAAUCCAGUCAUUCAAAUGGACAGUCCAUCAUCAACUUCCCCAUGAUUUGAAUGUAGCCCACAGGGAAAAGCAUUUACAAUCCAGCAACAUUGAUCAAAUGUUUUAUACGUGGUUAAUUUCAUGAACAUUGUGUGGGGUUAUUCUGUCUACGUUGAUUCAGUCCUUUCUUUAUUUUUAAUGGAGAUGUUGACAGUCUGAAUCACCCAAAGCUCAUUGUUUUCAUGGGAAGAAAUUACAAUAAAUACAUCCUUUAAAUACAAAAUA
This is a messenger RNA of Cyclopterus lumpus (lumpfish), 4304 nucleotides long. It is a transcript of the gene mknk2b, whose product is annotated as MAPK interacting serine/threonine kinase 2b. NCBI's taxonomy places the organism in Eukaryota, Metazoa, Chordata, Actinopteri, Perciformes, Cyclopteridae. The coding region runs from base 348 to 1754 and encodes 468 amino acids. The record is from RefSeq and is a predicted model, not a curated record. Gene Ontology annotation, cellular component: cytoplasm; nucleus. The transcript is spliced from 14 exons. Gene Ontology annotation, molecular function: calcium/calmodulin-dependent protein kinase activity; calcium-dependent protein serine/threonine kinase activity; calmodulin binding. Gene Ontology annotation, biological process: intracellular signal transduction; peptidyl-serine phosphorylation; protein autophosphorylation.